Molecule: messenger RNA, 795 nt
Organism: Drosophila persimilis
Lineage: Eukaryota; Metazoa; Arthropoda; Insecta; Diptera; Drosophilidae
Gene: l(1)sc
Product: achaete-scute complex protein T3
Exons: 1
Coding region: 1-795 (264 amino acids)
Biological process (GO): developmental process; regulation of transcription by RNA polymerase II
Molecular function (GO): protein dimerization activity; DNA-binding transcription factor activity, RNA polymerase II-specific; RNA polymerase II transcription regulatory region sequence-specific DNA binding
Source: RefSeq, a predicted model, not a curated record
AUGACGAGCGUAUGCAGCAGCUACCAGCACUAUCAGCUGACCAACGGUAACAUCAUGCAACUGAUGCACCACCAGCAGGGGCAGCAGCAGCAGCACCAACAGCUGAUUGCCCCCAAGAUGCCUCUGGGCAACAGCCAGCUCCAGAACAUGCAACAGCACCAGCAGACAAGCAGCUCUGCCGGCCCCAUGCUGUCGAAGAAGAAGUACAACAACUACAACCCAAUGCCCUACGGAGAGCCGCAGAUGCCAUCGGUGGCACGCCGCAAUGCCCGGGAGCGCAACCGCGUGAAGCAGGUGAACAACGGCUUCGUCAAUCUCCGCCAGCACCUGCCCCAGACGGUCAUCAAUGCCCUGUCGAAUGGGGGACGCGGCGCCAGCAAGAAGCUAUCGAAGGUGGACACCCUGAAGAUCGCCGUGGAGUACAUACGCGGCCUGCAGGAUAUGCUCGGCGAUGGCCAGCCCCGUCCCAUCUACAGCUCCGGAGACGAGAGCAGCAACGAUGGCACCUACAACGACAACUACAGCAGCCUGGACAGCCCCCAAUCGCAGUUCGUUGUCGCCCAGUCCCACUCGUACCACUCGGCAUCGCCCACUCCCUCGUACAGCGACGCCUCCGAUGUAUCGGCCAGCUACGUGAAGCAGGAGAUGCCCGAUCACCACGAGCACGAUCACCAGCAGCACCACCAACACCAGCACCAGCAUCAACUCAAAUUCGAGUCCUUCGACAGCUUCAGCGACGAGCAGCCCGACGACGAGGAGCUCCUCGACUACAUCUCCUCGUGGCAGGAGCAGUGA